AUGCAAAUUCAUAUUCUACUCUGUGCAACAGCUAUCUUGACUGUAACACAGUCAACACCAAUCGUCAUUACACGUAACGAUGUGAAAGAUGAAGGUAUUACCAGUCAAACAAAUGUUACUCAUGUUCAGAACCGUGCUUAUUUUGUCGCUGUGAAGGUACCAAGAUCAAAGCGGCAAUGGGGACCAGGAGUUCACCCUCUAGAUGUGCGUUUAAAUCGACCAAUCGUGGGUCCUACAAUACCGUUGGAUGAAAGAACGUCAAUAUUUACUGGCGCUUAUGUUGAUUCCCAGGGUAACAUCGAUGGUGGUCGAAUAGGUUUUACUAGAACUUUUGAAGAACCAUUUUCAACCGUUCCAAGUGUUGUCUAUGGCGACGAACAAUUCUAUGGAACAGGAAUGAUUGGAUGGUUACAUCAAUCGAAAAAUAUGGUUCGAUUUGUCGGACAAGAUUUAUUAAUCGGUACAAUUUUAAGUAUUUAA
This is a messenger RNA of Rotaria sp. Silwood1, 480 nucleotides long. The record is from the annotation of a GenBank genome assembly. NCBI's taxonomy places the organism in Eukaryota, Metazoa, Rotifera, Eurotatoria, Philodinida, Philodinidae.